AUGGAUGGUCUCGGUCUCCCUGAUGUUGGCUCUGUUCGAUCUUCAGAACAGACCGUUAUCGAGACCUUCCUUGUGCCUACCGGGAACAGCCUCUCAUUGUCUCGUCACUUUGUCUCUCUCAAAUUGACCUCCUGUAAUUAUCUUUUCUGGCGAACACAGAUGCUGCCAUUCCUAGAGGGUCAAGGCCUUCUUAGUUUCAUCGAUGGUAGUAUACCGUAUCCGGUCGCAGCACCGGUCGCCUUUGCCUCGACCUCCAACAGCCUAGCGGCGGCGGGUGAGCUCGUAGCCCGGCAGGGGGCUUGGAGGAGGCAAGACAAGGCCAGAUUGUCUCUUUUAAUUUUGUCCCUUUCAGAGGAGACGAUACGAUUCGCCGUUGGUCAUUCUACUUCGCGGCAACUGUGGCUCACCAUCGACCAAUCUCUCGCUUCUUCCUCGCGUUCUCGGGCGUUGCAGUUAUUCGAUGAGUUGCAACCCCUUCUGCAGGGGGACUCUUCCAUCGCAGAUUAUAUUGGUCGUGCACAACUUUUGGUUGAUGAUCUAGCUCUUACCGGUCGUGAUGUUACGUUAGACGAUCAAAACUUGUACAUCUUUCGUGGCUUACAGUCUGAAUUUUGUUCGCUUGUGGCAAACCUAGCUCGAGGUGCUACGGUUCCGCUUGUGGAGGUGGUAUAUUUCUUGGUAUCGCAGGAGUGGAUCUGCACUGACGAUAGAGUCGGCGAUGUACCGCCGGUUGCGAUGGUUGCUGGCCGUGGAUGUCUGGCUUCAGGCCGCGGUGGCCGUGGCGGUGCGACGCAAUAG
Messenger RNA from Ipomoea nil (Japanese morning glory), 798 nucleotides. RefSeq lists its product as uncharacterized. Lineage: Eukaryota; Viridiplantae; Streptophyta; Magnoliopsida; Solanales; Convolvulaceae. Bases 1 to 798 code for a protein of 265 amino acids. The transcript has a single exon. The record is from RefSeq and is a predicted model, not a curated record.